Messenger RNA from Puntigrus tetrazona (Sumatra barb), 3940 nucleotides. RefSeq names its product zinc finger protein 185 with LIM domain (gene znf185). Lineage: Eukaryota; Metazoa; Chordata; Actinopteri; Cypriniformes; Cyprinidae. The record is from RefSeq and is a predicted model, not a curated record.
AGAGAGCUGUCAGUGAACACCUCCCCUGGACGUGCGUGUGUGUGUGCGUGUGCGUGAGUGUGUGCGUGUUUACCGAUAGAGCUCACAAUCAGUCAGCUGAAAUCACCAGCACUGCGUCUGCCACCGUACUCCAGCUAAACUGACAUUAAUAAGGUGUCUUUUGAGGCGGUUUUUAGACCUUUUUGACUAGCGUGCCGGUAACAAUGUCCAAAGAGGGGGACAGACAAUCAGUUUUUCGGACCACAAAGGUUCGCACCGCUCUGAAAGGAGACAGCAGCUGGAUACAGAGACAGCAAGAAAAUCUCGAGAAAGAUGAGGAGGAGAAACCGUGGGUCGCCGAAGUGCGAGCAAACCGUUCAAAUGGUGUGUUUGAAGAAACGAGUCCAGUUUCCUCGCCCACAGCCAAUGUGCCUCAACCCAGAUCCGACUCGGAAAAACCAAAAACAUCUGGAUCUGGAUACAUAAUCAGAGGGGUAUUCAAGAAAACCGAUUCCAAUACGGCAUCAAAUUCAUCCACCAAUGGGUUUGCUGGAAUAAAUAGCUUCAACAAAAAACCAUCUGAGACCUACAAGAAAAUAGCCCCCCACACAAUUCGGCCCAGCAAUGAAAAGACUGCGCAGUCAGAACCGACGCUGAGUCCAGAGGAAAUGGAAAAGAGGACAGAAGCAGCCAGCAGUUUGCUGAAGGGAUCGGCAGCCAAUCGUCGUUCAUACGUAAUGUCAGCUGCAAAGAAAUAUGAAUCUUCAGAGAAGCCUGACAGCUCUGCUGAUAUGGGCAUUUCCUUCGUUGCAAAAAGGGUAGAUAUCAGCGAUGAUGAUGACGCUACAGCAUUUGCCAAGUCUGUGCCUGUGCAAAGUGUAAAAUCAAACUCUGAGCCAGCGGUGAAGGAGGUCAAGCCAGCGGCACCUGAAAUUAAAUCUGAACCUAAGCCAGUGACUGAAACUAAACCUGCGACGCAAACUAAAACAACAACUGAAGCCACAGCCACAUCAGAAUCUAAACCAGUGCUAGAAAAUACAACACAACCCAAAACAGCAUCUGAGCCUAAACCAGCAACUGAAACCAAGCCUACAGCGCAAACUAAAACAGUAACUGAACCAAAACCUACAACACAAACUACAACAGCAACUGAUCCUAAACCCACACCAUCACCGGCUGAAACGAAACCUGCAACAAAAACUGAGCCUAAACCAGUAAUUGAAACUAAAACACUAACUGAGCCUAAAACUACAACAGUAGCCGAGCCUAAACCCACAUCAGAACCUAAACCAGUUGAAACUAAAACAAAAGCAACUGAAUCUAAACCCACAUCAGAACUUAAACUGGCUGAAACUAAAACAACAGCAACUGAACUUAAACCCACAUCAGAAACUAAACCAGCUGAAACUAAAACACCAGCAACUGAACCUAAACCAGCUGAAACUAAACCUACAACAAAAAUUGAACCUAAACCAGCAAUUGAAACUAAAACAGAAACUAAAAUUACAACACAAACUACGACAGCUACUGAAUCUAAGUUAGUGGAUGAAUCUAAACCUGCCACAAAAACUGCAACAGCAACUGAUUCUAAACCCAUAUCAGAACCUAAACCAGCUGAAACUAAACCUACAUCAACUGAACCUAAACCAACAAUUGAAACUAAAACAGUAUCUGAAACUAAAACAGAAACUAAAACUACAACACAAACUACAACAGCAACUGAUCCUAAACCCACACCUAAACCAACUGACACUAAACCUACAGCAAGUGAACCUAAACCAGUAGUUGAAACUAAAAUCCUAACUGAGACUAAAACAGAAACUAAACCUACAGCACAAACUACAACAGCAAUUGAUUCUAAAACCACAUCAGACCCUAAACCAACUGAAAGUAAACCUAAAACAACAGAACCUCAACCAGCAGUUGAAACUAAAACAGUAACUGAGACUAAAACAGAAAUUAAACCUACAGUACAGACUACAACAGCAACUGAAUCUAAGCUAGGGGUGGAAACUAAAUCUACAACGAAGACUACGAUAGCAAGUGAUCCUAAACCCACAUUAGAGCCUAAAGCAGUUGAACCUAAACCUACAACAACAGCUGAACCUAAACCAGCAGCUGAAACUAAACCAGCAACACAAACUACAACAGCAACCAAUCCUAAACCAGCAGCAGAAACUAAACUAGCAGCUGAAACUAAACCUGCAACACAAACUACAACGGCAACCAAUCCUAAACCAGCAGCAGAAACUAAACCAGCAGCUGAAACUAAACCAGCAGAAGAAACUAAACUAGCAGCUGAAACUAAACCAGCAGCAGAAACUAAACUAGCAGCUGAAACUAAACCUGCAACACAAACUACAACGGCAAUCAAUCCUAAACCAGCAGCAGAAACUAAACCAGCAGCAAAACUAAACCAGCAGCUGAAACUAAACCAGCAGAAGAAACUAAACUAGCAGCUGAACUAAACUAAACCAGCAGAAACUAAACUAGCAGCUGAAACUAAACCUGCAACACAAACUACAACGGCAAUCAAUCCUAAACCAGCAGCUGAAACUAAACCAGCAGCUGAAACUAAACCAGCAGCUGAAACUAAACCUGCAACACAAACUACAACGGCAACCAGUCCUAAACCAGCAGCUGAAACUAAACCACCAGCUGAAACUAAACCUGCAACACAAACUACAACGGCAACCAGUCCUAAACCCGCAGCAGGAACUAAACCAGUGACUGAAACUAAGACAGAACCUGAAGCUAAAUCUGCAACUCUCAAACCAUCACCUGUAACCAAGCCUGAACCAGUUCCAGAGAAAAGCCUGUCUGACACCCUGAUAUCCUUCAGCACAGAGCCUGCCAGUUCUCUGCCUCAGACAAACAAGACAAAUAAAACCCUGGACCUGCUUACAGAUGAUCUUAUUCCCUUCAACACUACUACCACCAGAACCAGCACUGACUACACCUACACCCGGAAAAGCCUAAUUGAAGAUUUCAAGAGCUCAGAUUAUGAUUUUGAUCCAAUACCAAUAUCGAGUGAGCCCACAAAGAGUCCUCAAUGGUACGGUCCUCCUAAACCGGACUCAAGUUCCACAGAUACAUUGAAUCACUUUCAACAUCCAGUGGAUUUGGCUGCCGAUAUGCCAACAAACGUUUUGGUUUCCUUGGCUGAAGACGUCGUUCCAAUUAAUACUAAGAGUGACUUGAAGACAGACAUGGACAGUUACAGAACCAGCACCAAAACAGUGGAGAGCUCCGUCCAGGAGAACAUACCAGAAUCUGAUUCCAAGAAGAACUUUGUCUAUGUCAAGGAGUAUGUGAAUAACUCUUCUCAUGACGGCAGCAACUCUGACUAUGUGUCAUCAACGACCUCCAACUACAACUACAGCAGCCCCGGCUACUACUCCAGAAGGGAUAUGACUCCCUGCACAUACUGUGGAGAAAUGGUGGGAAAUGAUGCCAAAAUCACCAUUGAGCACCUGAACAUAUCCUGUCACCCAUCCUGCUUUAAGUGUGGUAUUUGCAGUAAACCAAUGGGAGAUUUACUCUACAACAUGUUUCUCCAUCGUGGGACGGUUCAUUGUGAGAGCUGCUAUUCCAAUGUGCUGUAAGGAGAUCUGCUUGCACUGCCUGAAACGUCCCUCCGUGGAAUAGCUAACCUGCUUAUCUGAACAGGAAUUAGACUCGUUGCCGACACAAAACACGUUCCUCUUUAUUUUUCGCAUUUUGCGAUGCCGCCUAACUUUCUGAAUAUCAUAAAAAGCUUUUCUUCCGCUUUGGAUGCUUGUUGCAGAAUAUUUUUUUCUCAGUUUCUGUCCCUUUAAAUGUUUUGUCAAGACAGUGAGAAUGUGUAUCUUUCUUGUAUUUAAUCUUCAGAAGCCAAGACGUUAUAUUACUGUUUUAGUAGCAAAGUUAUAAUUCGUAUCCUGCAUCGAUAUUUGCAAUAAAAGCAAAAUUUUCAAUCCAA